UCGCCCACCCAAGUUGAUCCGACCCGAUCCGAUCCGAAAGCCUGUCCAUUUCUCCCAAAGCGACCGCCCAACCGAAGACGACAAUCAACCAGUGAUCACACCCAGAGGGCUUCGGUUCAGCAUAAUCCAAUUAGGGUUCCUCCCUCGGUCCCUCCUUCUGUGUCAUUGCACCUUCGUCUCGACACCGAGGUAUUUAAUUCGACUUCAAAUGGCUGGAAGGACCCCUAUCGCCUCUAAAAGUUCAGCGCUUAUCGCCAUGAUUGCUGACGAGGACACUGUCACUGGGUUUUUACUGGCUGGUGUUGGUAAUGUCGACUUAAGGAGGAAGACAAACUAUCUCAUCGUUGACUCGAAAACAACCGUGAAAGCUAUUGAAGAUACUUUCAAGGAGUUCACAUCAAGGGAGGAUAUCGCCAUUGUUUUGAUCAGUCAAUAUGUUGCAAACAUGAUAAGGUUUCUGGUUGAUAGUUACAAUAAGCCAGUUCCAGCAAUUCUGGAGAUCCCUUCAAAGGAUCAUCCUUAUGACCCUGCUCAUGAUUCAGUGCUGUCAAGAGUGAAGUACCUCUUCUCUGCUGAAUCAGUGGCAUCGGGAAGGCGCUGAACCUUCCAUUAUUUCUUGGGUCUUCUACAGAGAGUAGCUGUGAGUUGAUUUGUCUGCCAGCAUGUAAAUGCCUAUUGCGACUUAUGACUAUGUUAUAGCAAGGGGCAUUGAUGACUUAAUGAUGAAGGUCGCGUUUUUGGUGUUCUCUUGA
Rhodamnia argentea is the source of this 752-nucleotide messenger RNA. Its product is annotated as V-type proton ATPase subunit F-like. Gene Ontology annotation, molecular function: proton-transporting ATPase activity, rotational mechanism. NCBI's taxonomy places the organism in Eukaryota, Viridiplantae, Streptophyta, Magnoliopsida, Myrtales, Myrtaceae. The coding region runs from base 209 to 601 and encodes 130 amino acids. Gene Ontology annotation, biological process: proton transmembrane transport. Gene Ontology annotation, cellular component: proton-transporting V-type ATPase, V1 domain; membrane. The transcript has 6 exons. The record is from RefSeq and is a predicted model, not a curated record.